Molecule: messenger RNA, 904 nt
Organism: Lycium barbarum (goji berry)
Lineage: Eukaryota; Viridiplantae; Streptophyta; Magnoliopsida; Solanales; Solanaceae
Product: vacuolar protein sorting-associated protein 55 homolog
Exons: 5
Coding region: 193-609 (138 amino acids)
Biological process (GO): late endosome to vacuole transport via multivesicular body sorting pathway
Cellular component (GO): endosome
Source: RefSeq, a predicted model, not a curated record
UACAGAACGGCCCUCAAUAUUCUCAGCUUCUACAUCUUUGUCGCGCCUUUCCGGCGAAAAUUCCGGUAGAAUCUUAGCCGUCCACGUGGCCGCCGGCGAUCGGAAUCUUGAAAUAUUCUGGUAGUUGAUCAGUGAUUGGUUACCCUAAAUCUACCAUUUUGUGCUGUUCUGUUGCAUGAGUUGGGCAAGAUAAUGGGGGACAUGCCAGGUUAUUUCAGAACAUGCUUUCACACAGGGAAGCUUGCGUGUUUGGCAAUGUUAGUAUCUACAGGGAUUGUAUUGCAAAUACUGGCAUGUGCUUUGUACAAUAACUGGUGGCCAAUGUUGACAGUUAUAAUGUAUGUCAUUCUACCUAUGCCUUUGAUGUUCUUUGCCGGUUCAGAUACUUCCAGUCUCUACUCCGAAUCUCAAAGCUGUUGGCUAGAUGCAACUAAGUUCUUGACUGGAGCAUCCACUGUUGGCAGCGUUGCAAUUCCGAUUAUCUUAAAGCAUGCUGGUGUAAUUGGUUGGGGAGCCAUGGCAUUGGAGCUCUCAUCCUUUUUCGUUUUUGUACUGUCCAUCUUGUGUUAUCUUGGGACGAGUGAAAACGAUGGAUAUAGUAUGUUCUGAGAUUGGCCUUAUACUACUUCCUGCUUUAUUUGUGUGCAACAUAAUAUGGAGCCUCAACUUUGCAUACUCGCGCACAUGGUCGUUGCCUCUUGUUGUGUUUUGUAGAUAGAUAGAAUUGUAGAAAUAUUGUGAUUAUAAAUUAUUGGCUGUUAUAAGUCAACAGAUCCCGCGAGCUGCAUUUGAUGUUUUAUACUUCUUCCAAGAUGAAUUCAUUUUUUCUCAUUGAAAUUUCGGUUGUGUAAUAUUGGAAAUUGAAGUGGAAGAAUGAAAAAGUUUGAUCCAUUUGUGUACAGAA